This is a messenger RNA of Cydia fagiglandana, 594 nucleotides long. It is a transcript of the gene RpS16, whose product is annotated as small ribosomal subunit protein uS9. Gene Ontology annotation, molecular function: structural constituent of ribosome; RNA binding. NCBI's taxonomy places the organism in Eukaryota, Metazoa, Arthropoda, Insecta, Lepidoptera, Tortricidae. The record is from RefSeq and is a predicted model, not a curated record. The coding region runs from base 52 to 507 and encodes 151 amino acids. Gene Ontology annotation, biological process: maturation of SSU-rRNA from tricistronic rRNA transcript (SSU-rRNA, 5.8S rRNA, LSU-rRNA); translation. Gene Ontology annotation, cellular component: ribosome; cytosolic small ribosomal subunit. The transcript is spliced from 5 exons.
ACGAUUGGGGUGGCACUUGGUACAACACUAGCUAGUUCUUUCUCUGUCAAAAUGGCUGCCGCGCAAGAGGCAAGACGCGAACCAAUUCAGGCCGUUCAGGUCUUUGGCCGCAAGAAAACUGCGACCGCAGUAGCAUACUGCAAGCGCGGACACGGUGUGCUCCGCGUCAAUGGCCGCCCGCUGGACCUAGUGGAGCCCCGUCUGCUGCAGUACAAACUGCAGGAGCCCAUCCUAUUGCUCGGCAAGGAAAAGUUCUCUGGUGUGGACAUCAGAGUGACGGUGAAGGGUGGUGGUCACGUGGCCCAGGUGUACGCCAUCAGACAAGCCAUCUCCAAGGCACUCAUCGCUUUCUACCAAAAGUAUGUAGAUGAAGCUUCCAAGAAGGAGAUCAAGGACAUCCUCGUCCAGUACGACCGGAGCCUGCUGGUGGCGGACCCGCGCCGCUGCGAGCCCAAGAAGUUCGGCGGUCCGGGCGCCCGCGCCAGAUACCAGAAAUCCUACCGUUAAGACAUCCAUAUUGUACGCUCAGUGGUGUUGCAUUGGUCUGUGGACCAGUGGGAUAGCAUUGGGUGUUAAUAAAAAGAUAAAAAUCUA